This is a messenger RNA of Eriocheir sinensis (Chinese mitten crab), 2101 nucleotides long. Its product is annotated as T-box transcription factor TBX1-like. Gene Ontology annotation, biological process: positive regulation of DNA-templated transcription; cell fate specification; regulation of transcription by RNA polymerase II. NCBI's taxonomy places the organism in Eukaryota, Metazoa, Arthropoda, Malacostraca, Decapoda, Varunidae. The record is from RefSeq and is a predicted model, not a curated record. The transcript has 8 exons. Gene Ontology annotation, molecular function: DNA-binding transcription factor activity, RNA polymerase II-specific; RNA polymerase II cis-regulatory region sequence-specific DNA binding. Bases 221 to 1801 code for a protein of 526 amino acids. Gene Ontology annotation, cellular component: nucleus.
GUGAGUGCCGCGGGCAGUCACUCCUCGGCUCGUGGCGGUGCGGGUGACGACUGGGCUGUCAGCACCCAUCCCGACACUAGUUUUCACCGUGUGCCCCCGCCCCUGCUUGUUGACAUCCACCUCUUCAUCUUUAUCUAUCAGCGAGGAAGGGUCCCGCUGACACUAUCUAUCGUCCGCCCACACCCGCCCACAUCACCCCCGGGGCACGUGUGACGAUAGGAUGGAUGCCCAGUGCUACCAGGGGGUCGUGGGCGGCUCCUACGGUCACGGGCAGGAGCGUGGGGCAGGGGACUUGGGCAUGAUAGGCGGUGUGGGCGGCAUGGCGGGGCAGGGGCCAGCUCAUACCGCCCUCCUGCCGCCCCGCACCACAGACUGCUGCUACGAAUGGGCGUCCCUUCCCGCCCAUUACUCCACGCCCAUGAAAGAGAUGGAAGCAUGUCUAUUGGCGGCGGGGAAGGGGCGCGAGGACUACAGUGGGGGAGGCGGCGGCGGUGCUGUGGACUACCCUCACCUACCCCAGACCACCUGCGGGGGCGUGUUGUCCUCCAAGGCCCCGCGCUCGCCGCACUCCCCUCUCAAGGAGCACAAGGAGGACACGCCCCUCAGCCUAGCGGGGCAGGACAAGGGCUCCCCGCACAUGCAGGAAGGCGGCGGCUCCAUGCACAAAAAACCCCUUCACCCCCGCCUCAUGAACGUGUCUGCGACCCUCGAGAUGAAAUCGCUGUGGGACGAGUUCAACGAGCUGGGCACCGAGAUGAUCGUGACCAAGGCCGGCAGACGCAUGUUUCCAACCUUCCAAGUUCGCCUGAUGGGGAUGGACCCGGCCAGCGAUUACAUGCUGAUGAUGGACUUUAUCCCCGUGGACGACAAGCGCUACCGGUACGCUUUCCACAGUUCCUCGUGGAUUGUGGCGGGGAAGGCGGACCCCAACUCACCCCCACGCAUCCACGUCCACCCCGACUCCCCCGCGAAAGGCGCCCAGUGGAUGAAGCAGGUGCUCUCUUUCGACAAGCUCAAGCUCACCAACAACCAGCUGGAUGACAACGGACACAUCAUCCUCAACUCCAUGCACCGGUACCAGCCGCGCUUCCAUGUGGUGUACGUCAAUUCAAAGUCCGAGGACGUGUCUAGCACCGAAAACUUCAGUACCUUCAUCUUCCCCGAGACCAAGUUCACCGCCGUCACCGCCUACCAGAACCACAGGAUAACACAAUUAAAAAUCGCCAGUAAUCCCUUCGCUAAAGGCUUCAGGGACUGUGAUCCAGAUGAGUGUGUGGUGGAGGUGUUGAACCAGUUACAACAGCCUGGUGGAGGGGGCGGUGGAGGCUGUGGGGGAGCAGGCUUACAGCAGCGGGGGGGCGGCGGAGCAGGGGGAAGGCCUCAACAGCAGGGGGGGCAGCAGAGGCACCCCCUGCCCCAUUACCUGGCCUAUCACAACACAGGCAAGGAGACGAAAGACGAGGGUGACGGCGAGGGCGGCCUAGUGUCCCGGAUGAUGGUGGGGCAAGGCAUGGGCGGCGCGGGGUCUUUGCUGCAGGCCUCUCCCAAUGCGGCGCCGGGGGUACGGGGCGCCUCUGACGGGACGGGGCAGUGCGGCGGAACCCUGAACCAACCUUACGCCGGGGAAAUGUGUUCGUAUGGCCCCGUGUACGGCGCUUAUGGAUAUGGAGGCGUGAAGGCGCGCACCUCACCCUACCCCCGCACAUCGCCCGUAUACCCGCCGCCCUAUCCAACGCCGCCGCAGCUUAAUUCACAGCUCUACCGCCAGCCACACACCUACCACGACUACUCCUCGAGAUAGACACACCCUCCCUCACCGGUGCCUUCUCCUAUCAAGUGCCUUUCCCGCGUCGCGCCGUUACGAGGGGCUGCGGUAAUAGGGACACAACGCCUCUGUCCAGGUCGUAAUAAAAGACAUUUCGCCGCCCAAGAACACCUAUUUGACAAGGCUUUCGUAGGAGUUGUGGGCAUUUCCAGGAGUAGUUUUAUGACCCUGGUGGAAGUGUGACCCUUCUUCUGUACCGUGAACCUAAAGAAACACCUAUUUGACAAGGCUUUCGUAGGAGUUGUGGGCAUUUCCAAGAGUAGUCUUAUGAGCCUG